AGUAACAACAACCUCUACAAACGAUACAUUCGGACCAAACACAAGACAUCGACGAGAGAAAGAGCAACAAGAAAUCCCAAUUAAAGUGACACAAUACAUCUUUGUAAUUCUGAGACCACAGAGCCUCAUUUAAUUCAUCAUAUCUCAUAUUCUGAUUUUUAAUACAGACAAUAACUCACGACGAAAUUUCCAAGAUGAUGGUCACAMCGGCAGAAGAAGAAAAUACCAUGGAAGUCAGAAGGGAGGACCAAAACAACAUCAAUAAGUUUGCGCGUCUCAACGCAAGAGUACGUGAACUUCGAGACGAACGAAAAAUCAUCAAGGUGAGCCAUCAAAAAAGGAGAUCGCUUUAGUUUACGAAAUAUGAUGGAGGCAUUACUGCGCAUUCAGAGAGWACGAUAGGCAAUCGUCCGGAGCAGCAAUGCUAUGAAACACUGCCUACUGGUAAAUAUUUACGAUUGGAAAUUGCGCUUGCUCAUUUCGAGUUUCUCUUUUUACCUCGCCUGAUUCUCGAUGAUGAUCUCUCGUUUCAACUUUUCAAUUUAUUACUAUUGCACUCGAUCACAUGCUGGGUGACUGCGAAAACUCGAAUGAAAAAAAUCGAUGCUAGCAAUCGCUUGAUCGACUCGAAGAUGCCUCAACGGAACUGAUGAUGUCGUCCGAUGGAGACGAUGUCAUGCUUCUGGUCGGCGAAUCGUUCUUCGAUACAUCCGAAGAAGAUGCCACCGAAUAUUGCGAAGCGGAAGUAGAACGCAUGUUAGAGGUCUUGGAAAAAAUGGAAGAGGAAGAAGCCACCAUAGUGGAAGAGCAAGAAGCAUUGAAAAAGGUGUUAUAUGGACGAUUCGGGAAGUCGAUCCAGUUAGAAGAGAAAGUGUAACAUAAGAUAGAUCGGACGGAGCUUGUAGAAACUGAGAGAAUAUGAAAUUCUACAAAAUUUCAUAAUUGCAUGUUUUGCCAUCAAUGAACUACAAAAUUAUCAUCCAACAUCUUGUUUAGUUUAAAGAUAAGUGCUCUGGUUUUCCGUAAUCGUUGCCCAAGUCUCCCAGACCGAUCCAUGUUGUUUGGGUUUUUUCCGGUAGAUUCGUUUCCCUUUGACAAAUGAAGAAUAGCGACAUUUGCGACAGAACCUCACGAUGAGAGAAAUUACAACCGACAAGCAACAAUUAUGUAUGAUGGUGAUUGUGGCUUGCUGAAGAGAGAAUGUAAAUCAAAGAGAAACGUUGUUUUCGGUCGGAAUGAAGAUGAUAAAUGAAURAUUUUAAUAUUGACCCCGGCAAGAAAAAGAGCUUUGAUUUUGCAAAUAAGGAGUUGGAGAAAAGAUAGAGUAGACCAAAUMAUGCCACAAUGCACUAAGAUUACAAAGUAUUUAGUUUACAACGAACAGCUAUUAAUACGAUGAAAACACAAGUUGCGUAGCGGCUUUUAGAUCGAACAUCCCAUUAAAACAGCAAUAUUAGUCCCUUCAGUAUCAUGAUACUCGUUGCAGGUAACAAAUCAAAAAUUGACGGUGAAGCAGAUGACUCGAUUCCACCAUCAACGCUGCCAGCUAUGGGUUGUGUAGUUGAAUCCUGCAACGAAUGCUCUCCCUCGUACAGAUAGUUGUCAUCUUUAUCGACACCAAAAGCAAUCAACUCCCUCUCUCCUACACUAACUGAUUUUAGAAUUGGGUUCUCAAGGCCAACUUUUCCCAACUCUACUUGAAGACUAUCAGCCCCCCAGAGGGAGAAGUAAAGUAGUACAUUGUGA
Molecule: messenger RNA, 1746 nt
Organism: Pseudo-nitzschia multistriata
Lineage: Eukaryota; Bacillariophyta; Bacillariophyceae; Bacillariales; Bacillariaceae
Source: the annotation of a GenBank genome assembly